GGUUUCGCUCUCACAGACGGACAGCACAGCAGCCUCUGUUGGACCAAUUACCGGGCCCGUCUGUGCGCUGCCCCGCCGAGCGUGUUUUUCUAGGCGGCACUCUGUUCACUGCGCCAGGAGAGUAAGAAGCAACAGCAGCGGGACAAACGGUUCAGGACAGACACUACCGAGUUUAUAAUGGGGUCGUCUGGGGCUCUGGUCUGCUGCACCGCAUUUGUCUUGAUUUUACUCAGCUCAGCAUCUCACGAUUUUCCAGAUGAGCACAUCUUCGAGCAGCGUGAGGUCACCUUUGACAAAAUCAUUCAAGCGAUGGAAGACUCAGAUUCCUUCAUUUUCCAGAAAGAGGUGGACUUGCGAGAUUAUGUUAUGAAGGAGGGUUCCAAACCAGGAGUCUUGACACCUAGAGGAGGUCGUCCUCGGCCCCGUUCCUUUCGUGGUCCUUAUUUUUUGGAGUACCCAGUUCAGUUCCCCGUCGGGCGACCGACAUCCGACAAUCUCCAAGCCAUCUGUCUCCAUGGAGAACAUCGUCCCAACUACCCGGCCUCUUACUUUCCUGUUUCUAGCUAUGGCCAGCACAAGCGGAUGGGCAGUGCUGUCAAUAUGGCCGAGUCCUGGUUUAGCACAUGCUGCAAAGGGAACCAGACUUGGGAGAGGGAAGUGACGCUGUGUUGCGCCACACAGGCAUGGGAGCUGUCAGUCCAAUUAUUCUGUGAGGAGGCCUCAUCUAUAAAGGCUCCUCUUUAUCACUGCUGCAGACUGAGAGGCAACGACAAGCUGAACUGUUUCCAAAAUGACGCUCCAAACCCAAACUACGAGGCCACAGAGGAGCUACUGGUACCACCGCUUCCCUCUACAGUCAACUUCAGCUUUGACCCCAGCACUUGCCAGAGGACAGAGAUGAUUCCACAAAGUCUCAGAGGAAACGGAGAUGCUCCCCGGAAAGUUGACAUUAGCUUUCCUCCUGGACAACCCACAGCUGACACAAUUGAGACACUGUGUCGCAACCAGAAACAGCGCCCCCUCUAUAAAAUCAAUUGCCUGGCAGGUGAAGAGUACGCAUGGCUGGCUCGUCAGGCAAAGACCAUUAAUCGUAUAGAAAAGGGAUUCAAACAGUGCUGCAAAAAGAAGCAUGGUGUGCUCAACUGUGCUGAUCAGAAGUGGCGUGAGGAGCUUAACAAGUAUUGUGUUGACGAAAACGGUGAAAAGGUGGAUUUCCCCUGUUGUUUGGUCGGCGAGUCAAAUGAUCGAUACAGCUGUUUCCGAAAUGUUUCCGACGACCCACAUUAUGACAUGACCUCUGCCACUGAAGAGCUCUCACUUCACAAGAUCUGUGACACUCACAAGAUCAUCAAGAAAAAGUUCCCUGUUGGUUUUCCUGUCAAGCACUUAGUGGACCAGUGCUGCCCCCUGCCUGAAGAAUUAAAGACUGCUUGUUUUGAGCAGAAGCUUGAGGAACUAUCACAGAUAUGUUCAGCAAAGAAGACCUCUCCUCCAGCUGUCCGUCGCUGUUGCCGCAUGUCAUCACAACGGCCUGCACAGUGUAUGUCCAAAAUUCUCAUGGACGCCAUCUCCAAAGCAAACAACGUCUCACGCCAAAAGAAGAGGAAGAAGUGCCCACUCUCCUAAACCAUUAUGACCUUUUGCUGCUGACCCUACUGGCACUGGGCCAUUCGGGGAAAUGGCAAGCAAGCGGCAUAGUUGACAUCCGAUCACUGAACAGCAACAAUUAGAGGUCUGGAAGAAUAUGGUCCAAAUUCUAGCUUUCUAAGAUUCUAACUGCCAAUGUUACUUGCUUUUUUUCAUCUCAGAUCACAUUAGAAGCAUUUUUAUCACAAUAAUACAUUUAUAAUGAAACAAACAUACAGUUAAAUGCUUAGUUUGUAAUACAGACCUCUGUCUGUGUCACUUUACCACUACUUGUUAUAGGCUGCCGUACAUAUUUGAUUAUUAAAGAAUUUUAUUGAUUCAUUUGGAGCUGCCAGAUCAGUUCUCUUCUUUGUAUAUUGUUUUGUGAUAAUCAUAUCUACAACAGUUUUAAUAAAAAAAAAGUCAAAAUAUCACUUGGACAAAUUUUCGAAAAAUAACAAGCCAUGAUUUGUGUUCUGCUAUAUGUACAUUUUCUAAUUGUCAUUCAUACUGUAUGUUUUAAGAUUUUGUUCUUAACUUUGCAACUCAUGAUUUUGAACGUCUGACAUUAGGUGAAAACUAUAUAAAAGUUAUUUGGUUUGAUGAUAUUUCACAUAAACAACAUACAGCUAACAAUGAUUCAAUAAGUAUAGGACAAUGACAUGCAAAGAUACAAACUAUACAUAACAAGUAACACAAACAAGGUAUUAUGCAUAAAACUAAUGUACAACACAGAAUAAACACAUUUGAAAUCAUA
Messenger RNA from Anoplopoma fimbria (sablefish), 2383 nucleotides. Its product is annotated as extracellular matrix protein 1-like. NCBI's taxonomy places the organism in Eukaryota, Metazoa, Chordata, Actinopteri, Perciformes, Anoplopomatidae. Bases 178 to 1626 code for a protein of 482 amino acids. Gene Ontology annotation, biological process: signal transduction; regulation of bone mineralization. The record is from RefSeq and is a predicted model, not a curated record. The transcript has 10 exons. Gene Ontology annotation, cellular component: extracellular region.